Messenger RNA from Solanum stenotomum, 615 nucleotides. RefSeq lists its product as uncharacterized. The record is from RefSeq and is a predicted model, not a curated record. The transcript is spliced from 2 exons. Lineage: Eukaryota; Viridiplantae; Streptophyta; Magnoliopsida; Solanales; Solanaceae. Gene Ontology annotation, molecular function: nucleic acid binding; zinc ion binding. The coding region runs from base 1 to 615 and encodes 204 amino acids.
AUGGGUGUGUGCUAUGGAUGUGACAAAAGUGGACAUCAAUUGAAAGAUUGUCCAACUUGUGCGGCCAAAGGAAAAGAGGGUAACCAAGCUACACCAAGUGGUUCUAAUGUCGAUGCUCCCAAGAAGAACCGCUUCUAUGCUCUCCAAUCUAGAAAUGAUCUAGAGGGGUCCCCGAACGUUGUUACCGGUAUAUUGCAAGUAUUUUCAAUUGAUGUUUAUGCAUUAUUAGACCCUGGUUCCACUUUCUCUUUUGUUACUCCUUUUGUGGUAAUGAAAUUUGAGGUACCUCCCGAAGAAUUAAAAGAACCUUUUUCCGUGUCUACCCCGGCAGGUGAAUCAGUUGUAGCUAAAAGAGUGUAUAGUAUAUCUCCUAUCUCUUUGCCUUAUAGAGUCACUUUGAGGUGCAUCUAUCAUAUUGUAAGGGUUAAGGACAUUGAGUCCGAGACCCCUCCUUUAGAGUUGGUCCCCAUAGUGAGGGAGUUUUCGAAAGUCUUUCCUGAUGGAUUGCCCGCAAUUCCUCCCGAACGGGAAAUAGACUUCGACAUUGAUCUUUUGUCGGAUACUCAACCCAUAUCAAUUCCCCCUUACCAGAUUGCUCCAGCCAAAUUAAAUUAA